Molecule: messenger RNA, 3584 nt
Organism: Mauremys mutica (yellowpond turtle)
Lineage: Eukaryota; Metazoa; Chordata; Testudines; Geoemydidae
Product: bone morphogenetic protein receptor type-1B-like
Exons: 13
Coding region: 242-1786 (514 amino acids)
Biological process (GO): dorsal/ventral pattern formation; cellular response to growth factor stimulus; protein phosphorylation
Cellular component (GO): signaling receptor complex; plasma membrane
Molecular function (GO): transforming growth factor beta receptor activity, type I; ATP binding; SMAD binding
Source: RefSeq, a predicted model, not a curated record
GCCCAAGCAACUGGCCCAGCCCAGGCCCACCUUCCUCAACACCAGCAGCUUCCCAUUCUGGCCUGCUUUCCAUCCACAAACUCUACCACUGAAGCUGAUGGGAGCUGCAGGCAUUCAGCGCCUUUGAACAUCAGGUCACUUUUUGCUUGCUGGCAGACUUGUCUGAGGAUCUGACAGAGGCGAAGCACAGGGACUACCCAGAAGAACACAGGCAGAUCAGAAUCACGCCUCUCCUGCAGCAAUGGGCUGGCUGGAAGCAUCAAACUGGCAGCUUCACGUUUCCUUGAUCGUGCUACUCUCCAUGCACACGAAGGCCAAUGGUGAGAGUACGGUACCUGCUCCUACCCAGAAGCCACUGCAGUAUCGCUGUAAUCGCCACUGUAGAGCGGACUCAAUCAACAGCACCUGCAGGACUGAUGGUGUCUGUUUCACCACAGUAGAAGAUGAAGAUGAAUCUGGAGGAUGUACAAUUGCCUCAGGAUGCCUAUGCUUCGAAGGCUUAGACAUCCAAUGCCGGGAUGUGCUCAUAAUACAUGAUAGAAGAACUCUUGCUAUUGCAUGCUGCAGAGACAAAGAUUUCUGCAAUGAAAACCUUCACCCAACGCUGCCACCACUGAGAAAUAGAGAUUUUGUUGAAGGAAACGUUCGCCAUAGGGCCUUGCUGAUCUCAGUGACCGUUUGCAAUAUACUCCUGGUACUUCUCAUCAUAUUCUGGUACUUCAGGCAUAAAAGGCAAGCAACCAGAACUCGUUUCAGCAUUGGACUUGAACAGGAUGAGACUUACUUUCCUCCAGGGGAAACCCUGAAAGACUCAAUUGAACGGUCUCAGAGCACAGGAAGUGGGUUUAGUCUCCCUCUGCUGGUCCAAACGAAUAUAGCAAGGGAGAUUGAGAUGGUGAAACAGACAGGUACAGGUCGCUAUGGAGAAGUUUGGAUGGGAAAGUGGCGUGGAGAAAAAGUAGCUGUAAAAGUGUUCUUCUCCACUGAGGAGGCCAGCUGGUUGAGAGAGACCGAAAUCUACCAGACUGUCCUGUUGAGGCAUGAAAACAUUUUGGGGUUCAUUGCUGCGGACAUUAAAUGUACAGGGUCUUUGACCGAACUGUAUCUUAUCACAUACUACCAUGAGCAUGGCUCCCUGUAUGAUUAUCUGCAAUCCACUCCCUUGGAUCCAAAAGCCAUGCUAAAUCUGGCCUAUUCGUCUGCUAGCGGCUUGUGCCACUUGCACAUGGAGAUCUUCGGGACUCAAGUCAAGCCAGCUAUUGCCCACCGGGAUCUGAAAAGUAAGAACAUCCUAGUGAAAAAGGAUGGAACCUGCUGUAUAGCAGACCUGGGCUUGGCAGUUAAAUGGUUUAGUGAUAAAAAUGGGGUGGACGUACCACGUAACACUCGGGUAGGAACAAAGCGCUAUAUGCCUCCUGAGGUGCUGGAUCAAAGCUUGAAGAGGAAUCACUUCCAGUCCUAUCUCAUGGCCGAUAUGUACAGUUUUGGACUCAUCCUUUGGGAGGUAGCAAGGAGAUGUGUGUCAGAAGGAAUAGUUGAAGAAUACCAGCUUCCAUACCAUGAUCUUGUGCCCACCGACCCCUCCUGCAAGUACAUGCGGGAGAUCGUGUGCAGCAAGAAGCUCCGUCCCUCAUUACCCAGUAGAUGGAGCAGUGACGAGUGCCUGAGACAAAUGGAAAAACUCAUGAGAGAGUGUUGGGCUCACAACCCUGCUUCUCGGCUCACAGCCCUGCAAGUAAAGAAAACACUUGCCAAAAUGUCAGAGUCACGGGACAUUACAAUCUGAUUCAACAAAAGACAUCUCUGGCGAAAGCCCAUACAAAACGACUUUCCCUUGUGGUCAGAGGACACGAAGAGAAAUCAGAAACAUUCACUAAUAUGGAUCCUGAACACAGUCAUGCUUCAGAGCAACUGUAGAUUUAACUAACAUCUUUUGAGGGGAGGAGCCUUUGCAAAAUCAGCAGCCUUUGACACACAAGAUCAGAAAAGGCUCGUCUGCUCCCUGUUUGCCGGGGGAACUACCAUUUCAGUAACUGGUUUAAGAUUAUGCAUGUUGCUUUCUGUAAAAGCCCAUUAUUUUUAUUUUAUUUUAUUUUUGAUUGUUUAAAAGAAGACACUGUUUUAAAUUUUUAUGAAAAGGAAACUUAUCGUGAGAAGUAAAGACCUAUAUUGUUACAUUAAAAAAUCGGAAGAAACUUUGCCUGAAGAUGAAAGUAAAGUGACUUUUUUUUAUUUAUAAAAAGAUAUGCAUGCCAACAAAAAAACAAAAAUAUUGAGGAGCAGCUCUGAAGUUAAAAGAAAUUGUCCUAAAAGCUGCCUUCGUAUGGAGACUACUUUUCACAGUCCCGUGUGUUCUCUUCUCUCGGUGUAGAUGUACCCUGGUUAGAAAGAUUCCCUAUGUAAAGAUACUACUUUCUUGAUUUUCUGCCUGUGGCCUGUCACAGGCAGAACUUACUGAAUUGAAGAUAAGCAGAAGCCAUGUAGCAAUGGCAGUUCUGUGCGCCUUGUGGUUUUUUAUACACCCUUUGUAUUUCUGGUUCCGUUAGGUUCUAGGAUAACCCAAAGCACAUAUUUUCUAGCCUUUUUUACUGAAAAGUAAAGAAUUUUGAUAUGAAAGGAACAGGUUCACUCAAGGACGAGUUUGGUUCAUCUUAACGGGCUUUCAUUUACCAGAGAAACCACUGGUGAGUGAAACUGCUGUGAACUGCACAUGAAAAUGUUGCAUAGGAGACACUUAUACACAAGACAAGUGAGAGUUCCCCUUCAGCAUGUGAAAGAAGCAUUAACACUUUUGGGAAAAAAAUGUCCCGUUUAUUCUGGGGGAUUAUUUGUUGUUACUUUUUUAAAUGUAGUGAGACUUCUUAACUUCCUGUUGAUAAGGACAGAGCUGCUGACAGUUGAUCAUGCAGUUUGGAUUUAUUUAGGCAGAAUUGGGCCCAGUGCUGCGUUUCUCUUUCAACCAAAACCUCUCGCUGCAGUCAGUGGAAGAGGUGAGGGCGAUCUGGUCCAAGCAUUCGCCCAUUAUAAAUUCCAUGGUUACUGCACAAAGAAACAUUAGUUCUUAGAGUCCCUUUUGAAACACUGUUUGAAUUAUUUCUUUAUUCUGACCAUUAUCAGGUCCUAUCACUUUUUUAAACAACCUAGAAAUGCAUAAAGAAUUCUUUUUCUAAAAUGCAUACAAGGAGUGACAUUUCUAACAUUAGGAAAACAUUUCCCACAAUAUGUUUUUCUUCUCCAGUUAUGUUUAAUAGAAGGUAUUUGGGAGAAAAUUAACAAAAGUCUGAGCUGAACGCGUUCAAAAAUCUGAGCGUAAAGUUCAUUCCCUAAAUCUGCGUUUAGAUGCAGAAACAAGAGGCCUGAUUUCCAAGAGUGCUCAUCCCUUUUGGAACAGGCCACUGAUUUUGAACACCUAACUAUGGAUUUAGAGCCUAAUGUUAGUCUCAUGGGUUUUUUUAAACCUUGGUGUGAAACUUUAGCGUUCUUGUUACUUUAAACAGCCUUUGCAGUAACCUCUGCAUCUAUGGGUGGCAUUGCUCAGUAAUGGAGUCUUCCAUCUGAGGACUUGUAAGUCAUAGUGCAUUCAU